This is a messenger RNA of Geodia barretti, 810 nucleotides long. The record is from the annotation of a GenBank genome assembly. Lineage: Eukaryota; Metazoa; Porifera; Demospongiae; Tetractinellida; Geodiidae.
AUGGCGCUAAAAGAAACGCUGACCAACGACCUCAGAAACGCAAUGCGGCAGCGCGACAACGUCAAGCGCGACACCAUCCGCCUCCUUCUUUCUGCCAUCGGCUACGAAGAGAAGGCACAACGCACGGACGCGCUCGAAGACGAUACCGUUAUGCAGGUGCUGAGCAAGCAGGCGCAGCAGCGGCGCGAAAGUAUCGAGGCAUAUCAGAAAGGCAACCGCCCGGACCUUGUUGCGAAGGAAGAGGCUGAACUUGUCAUCGUAAGCGAGUACCUGCCGCAACCCCUUUCCGCCGACGAGAUUCAAGUGAUUGUCCAGUCGGCGAUUGCGGAAGUGAACGCUACGGGACCACAGGACAUGGGCAAGGUGAUGGGCAAGAUCAUGCCUCAGCCGGUCGAGUAUGUCUGGCACAAGGACACCGACCUAUCGCCAUAUGACUGCAUCAUCCUGCCCGGUGGCUUCUCCUACGGCGACUACCUCCGGCCCGGAGCGAUUGCGCGCUUCUCGCCGGCGAUGCAGGCGGUGACAGACUUCGCCGCGAAUGGUGGUCUUGUUAUCGGCAUCUGCAAUGGCUUCCAGAUUCUAUGCGAGGCAGGGCUGUUGCCCGGUGUGCUGUUGCCAAACGACCACCUGCAAUUUCGCUGCCAAUGGACGACCUUGCGCGUGGAGAACGCCAACACAGCAUUCACCGGAGCAUCGACAGUCGGCCAGACGCUGCGGAGUCCCAAUUUCUCAUGGCGAAGGGAAUUACUUCGCCGAAGCCGCUGUCAUAGAGCAACUGGAAGAGCACAAUCGCGUGGUUUUCAGGUAUAG